AUGUGUACACUGCCUGACUCCCACCUGAGAGAGCUGGACCUCAGCCGCAAUGCCCUGUUGGACCUGAAGCCCCUCUCUGUGAGUGCUGAUGGGUCCUCACAACCAUCUACUUGUGUUGAGGUGAGUGCUGAUGGGUCCUCACAACCAGCUACUUGUGUUGAGGUGAGUGCUGAUGGGUCCUCACAACCAUCUACUUGUGUUGAGGUGAGUGCUGAUGGGUCCUCACAACCAUCUACUUGUGUUGAGGUGAGUGCUGAUGGGUCCUCACAACCAUCUACUUGUGUUGAGGUGAGUGCUGAUGGGUCCUCACAACCAGCUACUUGUGUUGAGGUGAGUGCUGAUGGGUCCUCACAACCAUCUACUUGUGUUGAGGUGAGUGCUGAUGGGUCCUCACAACCAGCUACUUGUGUUGAGGUGAGUGCUGAUGGGUCCUCACAACCAUCUACUUGUGUUGAGGUGAGUGCUGAUGGGUCCUCACAACCAUCUACUUGUGUUGAGGUGAGUGCUGAUGGGUCCUCACAACCAGCCACUUGUGUUGAGGUGAGUGCUGAUGGGUCCUCACAACCAUCUAGUUGUGUUGAGGUGAGUGCUGAUGGGUCCUCACAACCAUCUAGUUGUGUUGAGGUGAGUGCGGAUGGGUCCUCACAACCAUCUACUUGUGUUGAGGUGAGUGCUGAUGGGUCCUCACAACCAUCUACUUGUGUUGAGGUGAGUGCUGAUGGGUCCUCACAACCAUCUACUUGUGUUGAGGUGAGUGCUGAUGGGUCCUCACAACCAUCUAGUUGUGUUGAGGUGAGUGCUGAUGGGUCCUCACAACCAUCUACUUGUGUUGAGGUGAGUGCUGAUGGGUCCUCACAACCAUCUACUUGUGUUGAGGUGAGUGCUGAUGGGUCCUCACAACCAUCUAGUUGUGUUGAGGUGAGUGCGGAUGGGUCCUCACAACCAUCUACUUGUGUUGAGGUGAGUGCUGAUGGGUCCUCACAACCAUCUACUUGUGUUGAGGUGAGUGCUGAUGGGUCCUCACAACCAUCUACUUGUGUUGAGGUGAGUGCUGAUGGGUCCUCACAACCAUCUAGUUGUGUUGAGGUGAGUGCUGAUGGGUCCUCACAACCAGCUACUUGUGUUGAGGUGAGUGCUGAUGGGUCCUCACAACCAUCUACUUGUGUUGAGGUGAGUGCUGAUGGGUCCUCACAACCAGCUACUUGUGUUGAGGUGAGUGCUGAUGGGUCCUCAACCAGCUACUUGUGUUGAGGUGAGUGCUGAUGGGUCCUCACAACCAGCUACUUGUGUUGAGGUGAGUGCUGAUGGGUCCUCAACCAGCUACUUGUGUUGAGGUGAGUGCUGAUGGGUCCUCAACCAGCUACUUGUGUUGAGGUGAGUGCUGAUGGGUCCUCACAACCAGCUACUUGUGUUGAGGUGAGUGCUGAUGGGUCCUCACAACCAUCUACUUGUGUUGAGACUCACCGGGUGUGAUCUCAAAGAUGACAUUUGUGAAACCGUUGUCUCAGCUCUUCAGUCAGCUGGCUCAUGUCUGACAGAGCUG
Molecule: messenger RNA, 1543 nt
Organism: Salvelinus fontinalis (brook trout)
Lineage: Eukaryota; Metazoa; Chordata; Actinopteri; Salmoniformes; Salmonidae
Exons: 4
Coding region: 1-1251 (416 amino acids)
Molecular function (GO): protein binding
Source: RefSeq, a predicted model, not a curated record